GUCGUAUCAGUUGCUUACUUGCACGUUUCACGUUUUUGUGUGUCAGGGCGUGUCUUGCGUGACUCCAACUUAAAUUACAGCUACAGUCCGAGUUUGUGGAGAGGAAAGCGUACGAGAAAGUAGCUUUUCAUUUCUUUCAGUGCCUCCUUUGGGCGGGACUACGCAUCGUGUCAGUGUCAGGAUGCUCCCAACCCUCUCCUAAGCAGACACCGUACUGUUGCAACAUGUCGGUAGAGACGUGCGGUAAACUCCUCUCGCGUUUCACCAGAAUACGACCCUGCCUCCUUCCAGUUACGAUCGACUGCUCGUAUGCGAGAAGGUCUUUCACGUCCGACCUAAAAGGUAGGCAGCAGAUACGACCACUAGAUGGCGUCAAAGUCUUAGACCUGACCAGAGUACUGGCUGGUCCCUUUGCCACGAUGAUCCUGGGAGAUUUGGGUGCUGAGGUGAUCAAAGUGGAGCGACCAGGGCCUGGAGAUGACACAAGAGCAUGGGGGCCUCCAUUUGUGGGUAAAGAGAGUGCUUAUUUCCUCAGUGUGAACAGGAAUAAAAAGAGCAUUGCUGUUAAUCUCAAGGAUCCAAGUGGAGCCAAACUUGUAACGGAGCUUGCCAGAUGUUGUGAUAUUCUGGUGGAGAAUUAUCUUCCUGGGAAGCUGGAAGAGAUGGGAUUGGGCUAUAAGCAUCUGAGUGAAGUAGCCCCUCAACUUAUCUACUGUUCCAUCACAGGCUAUGGUCAGACAGGACCCCAGUCACACAAGCCUGGCUAUGACUCUAUAGCAUCUGCUGUAUCUGGGAUGAUGCACAUCACAGGCCCUGAGGAUGGGGAUCCAGUUAGGCCUGGUGUUGCUAUGACAGAUCUGGCUACUGGCCUGUAUGCUCAGGGAGCUGUGAUGGCAGGCCUUCUGCAGAGACAGAAGACUGGACGAGGCCUUCACAUCGACUGCAACCUGCUCUCAUCUCAGGUGGCAUGCCUCACUCAUAUAGCUGCAAACUACCUCAAUGCAGGAAAAGAAGCCAGAAGAUGGGGCACUGCCCAUGAAAGUAUAGUCCCCUAUCAGGGCUUCAAAACAAAAGAUGGCUACCUUGUCGUGGCUUCUGGAAAUAACCAGCAAUUUUUUAAAGUGUGCAAAGUUCUGGGCAUGAAUGACUUGGCAGAAAAUCCAAAUUACAAAACCAACACGUUACGAGUGCAGCACCGCAAAGAGCUGUUGCAUCUUCUAUCUGAGAGGUUCCUGGAAGAGUCCACUGCUGAGUGGCUUAGACGGUUUGAAGGCACUGGAGUUCCCUGCGGCCCCAUCAACACUAUCCAGCAGGUGUUCUCUGACCCACAGGAGUCCGAUUCGGUCUUUCACCCCCCACGCCAACACACUCAAGGAAGGAAAGCUCUGUGGAGAGAUCAGCAAAUCAACACUAGCUGCAAAGACAGGGGGGGAAAUUAGCCAGUGGACAUGAAGAGUUGACAGUCCAGAGGAUGGACCACACCAGUGGCAGACAGAAAACCAGAUGGAGAACAUGAGUGAGAGGAGAUGGGGGGGUUAAGAGGUGAAAAAGAGAGAGUGAGAUGGAAAGACAGUGGACGAGAGGAGCAAGGUGAAGACAAACGAGGAAAGCAGACAACUCUAUUCAGGGCAGAAAUGAAGGUUCAGGUCAUGUUUUCCUAGAAAGCAGAGUAUUUGUCUGGCUUGAUGAACUGACCCACUACAUUAUCAUAAUGGACACUUGUCUUUCCCCGUGCACUGACCUGAAAAGGAAACUUACCCAAUAAAUCUUGAACUGUGGCCAUUUUUUCCAGGUACUUCCUCUUCAACUGGAUGGUCAGUAAGUUCAGCCUUUUGAAAUCUCUACUAUACGUCAGCUUUUUAGACAGCCUAUAACUCAAGGUGCUUCCUUUCUGUCUCCUUUACAUCUUCUCCCUUUAAAGGCAGAGAUGAUUAAGUAUCUUCCUUGAACUUAAGUAUUAUUCAAGAAUUUUUGUGUCACAUCAGGUGUUUUGGCUCAUUUUAGAACCCCAAACAAUACUAUAAAUUAUGUGUGGCAAUGUGAACCUGCAUGUUCAGAUGAGGGCAGCUUCUUUAGAUACUUGCGGUAUUUCAGUCAGGGACCAGAGUAGAAGGCUGUUUCACUUUUAACAGAUGCACACAGAGUGGCCAAAUGCCUCUGAUAGGAUUUCAUACCUCGAACAUCUACGAUAUAUGAACAUUGGGUUUCACUGUAUUUUUCUUCAGUGACUCUAGUAUGUCUGAUACUGUGCACAGGUCAUGUCGGCCUUUAUUGUCUUCCUACAUGAAUAACCUGUUUCUGGUAAAAGGGCAGGUGUAGGUAACAGUUAUAUGAACUAUCAUCUUUGCAAAGUCAGAAAAACUCUGAACCAUCAUUAUGCUCUCCUAAAGUUUGCUUUUGAGCAUCUAGAGCACCAGUGGGGAACUGAGGCCUGGAGUCCAACACCGUCUGAUGGUUUUCUUGCUCUAGCACACCAGCUAAACCUGGUAAUUAGGAAUCAGGUGUGCUUGAGUAGGAACAUCACCAAACUGCAAGAAUCUGGCCAUCCAGGAGUGGGGUCCCAACCCCUGAUGUAGACGAAAGUUGCCUGGAAUUGAGCACAAGGAAUUUCAACACUGGUUUUCUGAACUUCAUCUCUUUGAGGCCUGUUUGGACUUGGUCAAAUACUUUUAGCUUGAUCUGGUGCCCAGUUCAACUAAGUUGCUUAUGUGUUUGUAGAAACCCAAAGCCAUGUCUUCUUCUUCUUACACACCCCUCACGCUAUGAUGACCAAAAAGGAUUCAGUUUUGAAUCUGUGAAAUAAACCUUAACAUUGCUUCAUGAAAGCUGCUCCCAAGAAUGAUUUCCAGUGACGCUCGCUCAUAUUGCAAUUACAUUUUCCUGUGUGUUUGGCAUGCGCAGUGUAUCACAUUGCUUAUACAUCUCCAUAAAUCAUAGUGGUGACAGCGAGGUUAUGUUUUGGUCUGGUGCUGCAGUUGGUGUUUCCUGGCCUCUGAAUCGUCGAUCAGUGUCUUGACUUCACAAAGCCAGUGGCUGUUCACAAAUGAGCAGGUUAUCGUCUAUCUCUGCGCCAAGCUGCACACCUGGAUCCGGUCCUCAGAAAUAUUAAUAUUAAUGUUGAUGUUUCCAAUGCACUGUUGCACAGAUGUUGGACUUGAAUGAAAUAGCUAGCAGAUGUGAAAAUGGAUGAAUGUUAGGUAUUCUCACGGACAAAAAGAAGGUCCAUAUUCCUUUCCAGAGCUUCCAGUAGUCGAUAACUAGAUGCCUAUUACUGCAAUGUGUAUGAGAGAGAGAGAGAGAAAGAGAGCUUACACAGGGAUCUUUGUUUGCUCAGAUUAUUCAAGUCAGUUUUAUUUCAAUGUAGGUCUGUUUACAGCUGACUUUUUACAGCUGACAGUAGCCAAGUUUUCGUCCAGCCAUCAAAUUAAAUUCAAGCUAGGAACUGAAAUGUCACAAAAAGUUAGCCAGACAAAAUUGCAUCCAUCACUUUUGUACAAGACCAUAAAACUCUCUACAUCAUACUCAUUAUUAAAAAUAUUUCUGAGAAAUAUAGGCAAAAUGUACAAAGAACUUUUAAAGUUAAGCAGCU
Messenger RNA from Colossoma macropomum (tambaqui), 3589 nucleotides. RefSeq names its product succinyl-CoA:glutarate-CoA transferase (gene sugct). Gene Ontology annotation, molecular function: catalytic activity. The transcript has 13 exons. The record is from RefSeq and is a predicted model, not a curated record. NCBI's taxonomy places the organism in Eukaryota, Metazoa, Chordata, Actinopteri, Characiformes, Serrasalmidae. Bases 225 to 1439 code for a protein of 404 amino acids.